AUGGAGCGUCUCAGAAAAGCUGGCCCUAACGAGCGUCGCUGCAUUGUCCGUCAAGCCUUAGGAUUUUAUCGCACACUGGUCGUGGGAGGUAUCUAUACUCUCGACAACCCCCACAAGGAUGUAUCAUUAGAGUACACGCUCAUUAGAGCUCUGAAACACUGCGUCGCUAUACAUCCAAUUCUUUCUGCCUGUAUAAUUGGAGAAGAUACCGAAACACCAGAAUUUGCUAGACCGGCCCUCUUGGACUUGAACAAACAUAUCGAUUUGAUCGGCACACGGCAGUCACCGGACAUUCUGGACGAAAAAGAUUUGAUCAAGCUCACCCUGGCUCAAGUCAAUAACCAUGUAUUCACUAAUUGUAACAAGACUCCUCCAUGGAAAAUCGUUGUACUACCAUUGUGUAGGGGAGAGCGACCGCAGACCGACAGAUACCUCAUAUUGUUUGGUUACUAUCACUCGCAUGGCGACGGUAAAUCGGGUCUCGCUUUCCACAAGACAUUUCUGGCUGGAUUGAAACAGGCACAGCAUCGUCAUUGUGUAUAUGACGGUGAUUCUGAAUGUGCAACCCCAAGGACUCCCUUGUUACCUACGCUGGAGGCCUCAGGAGAACUCUCAGUCUCUUGGGGCUACCUACUUUCGCCACUUCUUGGAGCAUAUUUGCCAUCCUUUAUCGCGAGUCCACUGGGUAUUCGCGCCUCAGCCACACCAGAAGCCGAUAACCAAUGGGUAGGUCACGACACAUUUUUCGACCACGAUAAAUAUAGUACUGGCUUGGAGAUCAUCUCUGUCGAGUACGAGGAUGUGGAGAAAGUCCUUCGGGACUGCCGAGAACACAAUCUUAAACUUACAGGGCUCCUUCACCAGAUCAUCGUGCAAGCUUUGAGCAAAGAACUGCCUUUCGAGAAAGCAGGCUCGUUCGUCUCGCAGACUGCGGUUGAUCUACGCUCUCAUCUCAAUGGAAUCACCGAUGAUGACAUGGCACUCUGCCCAACAGCAUACUACGAGCUCUUUAUGAGGACUGCUGAAGAGAGCUCGAAUCCGACUUUGAUUUCUGUCAAAGACAACUUCUGGAACGCUGCACGGACUACCACGCAGAAUUUGGCAAAAUGUGCCAAUACCUUGAGCGACCAGCCAGUUGGUCUACUGGGAUACCUUCGCAAGAUGUACCCAUGGACAAGGGGACAGAUUGGCAAGCGCAGAGAAUGCUCAUACGAACUCAGUAAUAUCAUGUCCUUCAACCCUGGAUUCUUCAAGCCCGAGGAUGGGUGGAACGUUGAGUCCAUGAUCUUCUCACAGCCUGCCAAUGUGUCUUCUGGCUGCCUAAACUUCAAUGUUGUCUCCAAGUAUCAGGGGGAUCUUACCAUCGUCAUCUCGUGGCAGCUAGGUGCUUUAGGCGUGCAGAACGAGCAGGUCUUUGCAGCGAAUCUAGGAAGGUUUAUUGCAAAAUCAUUGAGAUCGUUUGGAGGGUUGUAA
Aureobasidium pullulans EXF-150 is the source of this 1473-nucleotide messenger RNA. RefSeq lists its product as uncharacterized. Gene Ontology annotation, molecular function: N-acetyltransferase activity. The record is from RefSeq and is a predicted model, not a curated record. The transcript has 2 exons. Bases 1 to 1473 code for a protein of 490 amino acids. NCBI's taxonomy places the organism in Eukaryota, Fungi, Ascomycota, Dothideomycetes, Dothideales, Saccotheciaceae.